Nomia melanderi (Alkali bee) is the source of this 645-nucleotide messenger RNA. Its product is annotated as sperm flagellar protein 1. The record is from RefSeq and is a predicted model, not a curated record. Gene Ontology annotation, biological process: regulation of cytoskeleton organization. Gene Ontology annotation, cellular component: axoneme. Lineage: Eukaryota; Metazoa; Arthropoda; Insecta; Hymenoptera; Halictidae. Gene Ontology annotation, molecular function: microtubule binding.
AUGAGUGUGACGUCGACAGUUAAUGAUAAUCUUGAGGAAAUUUAUGUUUGGAUCGAGCAAAUGACAUUUUCAAAACCAAAGAAAAAUCUUUCUCGAGAUUUCUCUGACGGUGUUUUUAUGGCGGAAUUGUUAAAAAAAUAUUAUCCUAGACACGUUGACAUACACAAUUAUAUACCUGGAAAUAGCAUUGCGAAAAAGGUGGAAAAUUGGUGUACUCUGAAUCGUAAGGUUUUGUCCAAACUUAAUAUAAAGCUGAAGAAAGAUGUGAUUAACCAAUUAGCUAAUUCACAACCGGGCAUUAUCGAACAAGUUUUGAGUGCUUUACGAGAAAAAAUAUUAAGAGAUUGUAACGCAGAUAGAGCUGAUUUAUACUCUGAAUUUGAGGAUACUGAAAAAGGAGAGAUUGUUAAGUCUGUACUUGAUGACGAGGAAGUAGCGAAUAAAACUGUACCACGACAUGUAUUUGUUCGACUGAAAAAAGAAUUAGAGGAGAAGAAUGAUGUUAUCAACACUCUUCAACAAAAAAUAACUCAUCUUGAAUCCUUAAUGAAGUUUAAAGAUCAAAGAAUUGCAGAUCUUUCUGUACAAAUACCAAAACCUAUAGAACAUUCUAUAACAUCAAGACCUGAUAGAGACUGUUAUUAA